AUGCCCCGGCACGCACCCCCCUCCACGUCCUCCCCAACAGACGUAAUCCUGCCCAUGCGCGACCCGUACAUGUCACAGAUCCUCUCUGGCGCCAAGAACCACGAGUUCCGCAAAUACCGGCUGUCGGCACGCGUCGCACGGAUCUGGUUCUACCGGACGGCGCCACACUCGGCUCUGACACACAUCUGCAGCAUCGCUCCCGGAGGCGCGCGGACGCGGGUGGCGGGGGUCGACGCGCCACUGGCAGAGGACGGGCUCGGCAACGCCGAGUUCAAUGCCCGGCACGCGGGCUGGGAGGGGUACGAUUUUGCUUACCGGAUUCUGAGCGUGUGGGAGCUGCGGACGCCGGUGCCGCUGGCCGAGCUGCGCGCCAAGUACGGCUUCCGUGCGGCGCCGCGCGGGCUCGUGUAUCUGCCGCGGUCUGUGGCCCAGCGUGUGGUCUGGCACCGGCAGAAGCUCGUCAUUAGGGACGAGAGCCAGGAGACGUCGCGUGAAUCCUCUCUCCGUGCCGAUUCUGCCACUCCAACUUGA
Messenger RNA from Lasiosphaeria miniovina, 531 nucleotides. RefSeq lists its product as uncharacterized. The record is from RefSeq and is a predicted model, not a curated record. NCBI's taxonomy places the organism in Eukaryota, Fungi, Ascomycota, Sordariomycetes, Sordariales, Lasiosphaeriaceae. Bases 1 to 531 code for a protein of 176 amino acids. The transcript has a single exon.